Molecule: messenger RNA, 862 nt
Organism: Drosophila kikkawai
Lineage: Eukaryota; Metazoa; Arthropoda; Insecta; Diptera; Drosophilidae
Gene: ORMDL
Product: Orosomucoid 1-like
Biological process (GO): sphingolipid biosynthetic process; intracellular sphingolipid homeostasis; ceramide metabolic process
Cellular component (GO): endoplasmic reticulum membrane
Source: RefSeq, a predicted model, not a curated record
CAGCGAUUCCGCUGUCUAAUUUAGACAGCGGGUUUUUCUCGUCAGAGUACUAGGCUUAAAGAUCAAUAACGGUUGUGAUUUAGUGCUGUCGCUAAAUCAUCGAUAGUCUCCGAUGCUUCCAUCGACGGCUCUCCACCUCUAUUGUUUAUGCUAUUGUUGUUAAGUUAAAUAAAAUGACGUCCAUUGCCGGAGGCCACGGCGAGCCGAACCCGAACAGCUCCUGGCUGAGUGCCCGCGGGUUCUGGCUGGCCUACCUGCUAGGCCUGCUGUUGGUGCACCUGCUCUUCUUAUCAGUGCCAUUUGUCAGCAUUCCAUGGGCAUGGACGGCCACCAACCUGCUCCACAAUGCGACUCAUCUGUACUUCCUACACGUCAUCAAAGGGGCUCCUUGGCUGAGCACGGAGAACGAUCCUAGCCGACGGUGGACGCACUGGGAACAGAUUGACGACGGCGUGCAAAUGACAACCACCCGCAAGUUCCUCACAGCCGUUCCCAUUAUUCUUUUUCUACUCACGUGCUUGUACACUCGGAACAACACAGAACACUUUAUAGCCAACUUCAUAUCACUGGUGGUGGUUACGCUUCCUAAAUUGCCGCAGUUCCAUGGAGUGCGAUUGUUCAACAUCAAUAAAUACUAGGACCCGUGCCAUAUAUUCGGAAUUAGUUUGUUGAAUUCCUGCCUUUUCGUGAUCAAGGCACUUUUGUACUUGAUAUAUAAACCGUGUAAAUAUUCCCAAAUAAAUAUAUGUACAUAAACAAUGGUUACAUUGAACUACAGUAUGAAAGAUUUUGAAUGGCUUGUACAAAAUAAUAAACGAAAACACUUUUUAAAAAGGAAUAAUAAAGGGAAUAAUAACAUUGA